UCUUUGCGAGUUCGAGAAUUGGGCCAAGCGUUGCUGGAAUUGGGCGUCGGUCGAGAUGCAGAUCUUCGUGAAGACCCUCACGGGCAAGACUAUCACCUUGGAGGUCGAGAGCAGUGAUACUAUCGACAAUGUGAAGACUAAGAUUCAGGACAAGGAAGGAAUUCCCCCUGACCAGCAGAGGUUAAUUUUCGCUGGAAAGCAACUCGAGGAUGGGCGCACUCUCGCGGACUACAACAUCCAAAAGGAGUCGACCCUACAUUUGGUGCUCCGUCUGCGUGGAGGUAUCAUCGAGCCUUCCCUUAUGGCUUUGGCCAGGAAGUACAACCAGGACAAGAUGAUCUGCCGAAAAUGCUACGCCAGAUUGCACCCACGAGCUGUUAACUGUAGGAAGAAGAAAUGCGGUCACAGUAACCAGCUGAGGCCGAAGAAGAAGAUCAAGUAGACAUUGGAUCUUGUUUUUGGGUGGAAGUGGAUUGGGAGUAAAUCGCAAUCUUCACACGUUGCAAAUUUUUACGCCUUUUAUACUGCUCAACAGUUCACAUCUUUUUGAAACAUAUCACCAUAGCUACAACCACCAUAUACUCAAUGUGUGAUCUUGAGAUUCUGUAACAGAAGGCACGUCACCUGAAAUGGUAUCUGGGGUAUCAGGGCCAUUUAGAUUUAUCGAACACAAAAGGUUAUUAUUGGCAAGUGACAUUGUUAUUGAAACCUGUGAUAUUUGAACUCCUGGAAUCAGCAGCAAAGCAACUACAUUUUGAGCUCAUGAGGUGCGGCGACGAAAAGAUGUUUCUGAUUCGUCCUAAUUCACUGUGCUAUGAGACAAUUUUGUUAUAUUUUGUACAUUUCGUUGAGAUCUUCUACCGUG
Messenger RNA from Marchantia polymorpha subsp. ruderalis, 865 nucleotides. The record is from the annotation of a GenBank genome assembly. Lineage: Eukaryota; Viridiplantae; Streptophyta; Marchantiopsida; Marchantiales; Marchantiaceae.